CCGCCCCGCCCUCCGCCAUGGCGGCCGAGAGCGGCAGGCAGUUCUGGAAGCGGAGCGCCAAGCUGCCGGGCAGCAUUCAGCCUGUCUACGGAGCACAGCAUCCUCCCCUGGAUUCCCGGCUCACCAAAAACUUCAUCAAGGACCGCUCCAAGGCCACYGGGCUGCCCAUGAAAAGCAAGAAGGCCUCCAGCUUCCACGAGUUUGCCCGCAGCACCAGCGAUGCCUGGGACAUCGGCGAUGAUGAAGACGAGGACUUCUCCUCCUCCUCCUCAUCCUCUUUGCAAACUCUGAACUCUAAAGUGGCCAAGGCCACGGCAGCGCAGGUUUUGGAGAACCACAGCAAGCUGCGGGUGAAGCCUGAGCGGUGCCAGCCUGCCCUCAGUGACCUGCCCACCAACUGCAAGGUCAUCAAGUCCAGCAGCGAGGCCCAGCUCUCCAGGACCUCAGAGGAGGCCUGUGUGCGGAGCCCCCUGCAGAAGCAGCAGUCCCUUCCCCUCCGGCCUGUCAUUCCUCUCGUGGCUCGAAUCUCUGACCAAAACGCCUCCGGGGCUCCCCCUAUGACCGUCAGGGAGAAGACGCGCCUGGAGAAGUUCCGGCAGCUCCUCUCCAGCCACAACACCGACCUGGAUGAGCUGAGAAAGUGCAGCUGGCCUGGYGUGCCCAGGGAGGUCCGGCCCGUGACGUGGCGCCUGCUCUCAGGCUAUCUCCCCGCCAACUCGGAGCGCCGGAAGCUGACCCUGCAGCGCAAGAGGGAGGAGUACUUUGGCUUCAUCCAGCAGUACUACGACUCCCGGAAUGAGGAGCACCACCAGGACACCUACAGACAGAUCCACAUUGACAUUCCAAGGACCAACCCACUCAUUCCCCUCUUCCAGCAGCCCCUCGUCCAGGAGAUUUUUGAGAGAAUCCUGUUUAUCUGGGCCAUUCGCCACCCAGCCAGCGGCUAUGUGCAGGGCAUCAAUGACCUGGUCACCCCCUUCUUUGUUGUGUUCCUCUCUGAGCACGUUGAGGAGGAUGUGGAAAACUUUGACGUGACAAACCUGUCACAGGAUGUUCUACGGAGCAUYGAAGCUGACAGCUUUUGGUGCAUGAGCAAGCUGCUGGAUGGGAUACAGGACAACUACACCUUUGCACAGCCRGGGAUCCAGAAAAAAGUCAAAGCCCUGGAGGAGCUGGUCAGCCGGAUCGAUGAGCAGGUACACAAUCACUUUAGGAGGUACGAGGUCGAGUACCUGCAGUUUGCCUUUCGCUGGAUGAACAAUCUGCUCAUGAGGGAGCUGCCCCUGCGCUGCACCAUCCGYCUCUGGGACACCUACCAGUCGGAGCCAGAAGGAUUCUCCCAUUUCCAUCUGUACGUCUGCGCUGCCUUCUUGAUCAAGUGGCGGAAGGAGAUCCUGGAUGAGGAAGAUUUCCAAGGCCUCCUGAUGUUGCUACAAAACCUGCCCACGAUACACUGGGGUAAUGAAGAGAUUGGGCUGCUGCUGGCUGAAGCCUACAGACUCAAGUACAUGUUUGCAGAUGCCCCAAACCAUUAUCGCCGAUAGGUGCCCGGACUGGCUCCUCUCUCCCGUGCCCGCCCCUCGUCCUGGCCCGAUCUGAUCACUGUGGCAUUUUUGUCAUCCCAAGUCCUCGGACACUCCAGCCAGGAGCUGCUCCUCRCUGUACA
This is a messenger RNA of Malurus melanocephalus (red-backed fairy wren), 1666 nucleotides long. It is a transcript of the gene TBC1D22B, whose product is annotated as TBC1 domain family member 22B. Gene Ontology annotation, molecular function: GTPase activator activity. Gene Ontology annotation, biological process: activation of GTPase activity. The transcript has 13 exons. Bases 18 to 1544 code for a protein of 508 amino acids. Lineage: Eukaryota; Metazoa; Chordata; Aves; Passeriformes; Maluridae. The record is from RefSeq and is a predicted model, not a curated record.